AUGAGUCUCCCGGCCCGCAUCAUCAACGCGAUUCUGUGGCGUGCAAAGAAUGCCUUCCUCUCCACUGCAGGCCCGCUGCCCUUCGACGCACACGACACACUGGAGAUGGACGACGCGCGAGCGCCACUGGACGGCGUGCUCGUCGAGCUCCUCGAGUGCGACCCCCGGGCCUCUUUCGUGAUCGAGCUGCCGCCAGAUCUGUCCCCGGAGUCGUCCCCGUCCACCAGCGUCGCGUUCGCCAACCUCGCCCUGACGGCGGACACGGGGCUCUACGACGCUAUUGUCGACACCAUCACCACUCGCGAUGGCCGCUUUUGGCAGUGGAUAGUGGGACAAGGGGCUGAGGCUUCUACAACCGCCGCCAACCCCGUGAACACCUUCUCUUACAUGGACUGCUUCUGGACGCGCUCUGUCUUUCGAAAGACCUUUGUCAUUGUCGGAUGCAAUGAGCAGCGACGGCCAAGCACUCUCCAACGGCCUGCCAUACGAGACCGUGAGAAAAGUCACACGCUGCUGCUCCCAGAACCCGAGCCCACGGUGGAUACUCUAACAGUUCCAGACGACGACUUCACCGUGCCGAGUUUGACGCCCGAGAGUGAAGAGCCGUUCGGUGUCACAGUCAACAACUUUGACUGGGCUUCUACACCUCUUGGGUCCAUGCUCCAGUGGCCAGCCAGUCUUCAGCAGACAUUCAACCAGAUUCUUGCCGAUUCCAGGCCCAUUGCCCUCUAUUGGGGCCCCAAGCUGACAAUCCUCUAUAAUGAGGCUUUCGGAAAGCUUUGUGGCGUCAAACACCCCGGCUUACUCGGAAAAUCAGUGGAAGAUGCUUGGCCAGACUUCUGCGACAAGAUCAAACAGACCAUGCAGAAGAGCACUGCCAAACUCAGGGCAAGCGUUGACGAGGAGUGGAGAUUUUUCAUUGAGAAAGCCGACGGCAGCCUCGAAGAGACGUACUUGAAGUGGUCCAUAGUGCCCAUCAUGCCGGAGCACGAUAACAAUGUUGGCUUCUUGCAGCCUGUUUUGGACACUACGUCGAUGCGAUUGUGGGAGCGCCGGAUGCAGAUGCUUAUCGAUUUAGGCGAUGCCCUCGUAGCAGCCAGAGAUGCCAAGUCGUAUUGGAGAAAGACCAUCGAGGCCUUGGAGGCUUGUGAUCCCAGUUAUGACGUCCCACUGGUUGUGCUCUACUCCGUCGAGCAUAGUACAGAGGCAUCAGAGGAGCCCAGCACGACCUGCAAUUUGGAGGGAUCGCUAGGUGUACCCAAGGGCCACCCUCUCAUCCCUCAGUCACUCGCGCUGGACAAGAGUGACACCGGCUUGUCUACCGUGUUUCGAGAAGCGAUCCGGGCCAAGGUGCCGACUAUACUGUCUCUCAAGGACGGCACGCUGCCAGAGCACCUUCUCCAAGAUAUUCACUGGCGCGGAUUCGAGGAUCCUUGCCAUGAAGCCAUAAUCGUCCCGAUACGGCCAACGAAGGACGAGCGAGUUAUGGGUUUGCUGGUGUUAGGACUGAACCCACGUCGACCAUACGACAAUGAUUAUCAGCAAUAUAUACUACUACUAAGCCAGAAGCUCACAACCACACUUGCGUGCACAAUCCUCCUUGAGGAGGAGGCACGCAGAGGUCGGAACAUCGCAGAGCAAGCAGCAUACGACAGAGCCAAGCUGAAAGAGAAACUGGCAGUCCAGACCAAGGAGGCGAACGAAUGGGUUUCCAAAUUUCAGGCUAUCGCUGAGCUGAUUCCAGUCGGCAUGUGCUUCGGCAACAUCCAGGGCGAAAUCACCUUUGCCAACGAUGCCUGGCAUCUGAUCACUGGUGUACCCAAGACCGACCGUAUCACCCACGACACGUUCAUGUCCCGCGUCGUGGAAGAUGAUCGACAGAACGUGUCUCGUGCUUAUAGCGAGAUGCGCGAGACCGGUUCGGUUACACUCGAGUUCCGAGUACGUAAAGACGACGAAGAGCCGCCGAUGCAACUCCCGAUCGGCAGCUCACCAUCUUUUGAGAAGGCCAGUUUAGAUUUGGUGAGCGAGGCGCCAAGGGUCAGGCACAUAUCCGCAGCUUUGAAGGCAGAAACUGCUCCCGACGGGACCAUACUGCGAGUGCUGGCCUGUAUGACGGACGUGACUCUGCAUAAGAGGGCCGCCGACGAGGCUAUUCGCCGGGCACAGCUAGCGGAAAACAUGAAGAAGAUGGCCGAUUCGGCAUCCGUGGGCAUGUAUGAAAUGCAGGCCGAUGGGCGAUUGAUCUGGGCCAAUAAUGUCUUCUUGGAGAUGUGUGGUCUGGAGAAAAAACUCGACCUCACCCACAAGGAGAUCAAGCCGUUCCAGACUUGUGUUGUAGACGAGGAUCUGCCGCUCAUUCACCAGGCGCUGGAGAAGCUUACGACUAACAAGGGCAAGAAGAGCUCAACCGAGAUCCGCCUGAAUACUGCUUGGUCGGAGGAAGACGGUACCGGCAACACUAUUGUUGCACCGCGAUGCAUGUUGGCAAUGUUCAGGCCAGUCAAAACCACGUACGGCAGGAUCGAGACCUUCACUGGUUGUUUGGUGGAUAUGACCCUACAACGGCACAAUCUGGAAACGGAGAGGAAACGGAAGGAUGAGGCCAUCGAGUCAAAACGACAACAAGAAAACUUCAUCGACAUGACCUCGCAUGAGAUGAGGAACCCACUCAGCGCAAUCGUGCAAUGCGCUGACUCUGUGGUUGCCUCGUGCUCAAAGGUACAAGACCUCCUAAGCUCACCAGGUGAUGCAGCAGAAGGGAACAUAUCGGAUGUGCUACAACUAAUGCAGAACUGCAUCGAUAAUGCUGAGACCAUUGAUAUCUGUGCACAGCAUCAGAGGCACAUCGUCGAUGAUAUCCUUACCAUGUCAAAGAUGGACUCGGAUCUUUUGGCUGUUAGUCCGACUACAGUCGACCCCAAGCUGGUCGCCAAGGAAUCGCUCAAGAUGUUCGAAGUUGAAGCGCGCCGAGUUGACAUAAAUCUCAGUAUGACCGUGGAUCCAAACUACCACAACCUGAGGACCGAGUUUCUGGACCUCGAUCCGUCCCGACUGCGACAGGUCCUCAUCAACUUGCUCACAAAUGCAUUGAAAUUCACCAAGACUCAGGCAACGAGAAACGUUUCGAUAACCCUGAGUGCUUCGGAGCAUCGUCCAACAGAUGCGACAUCAUCUGUGCAGUACAUCCCACAGACAUUGGAAGGACACGCCGCAGUAGCUGCGGUUUCCCACACUUCAUCGGAUGCCGAGGUUGUAUACUUAAUAUUCGAGGUGAAGGAUACCGGACAAGGCCUCACGGAGGAAGAAAAGUCAUCUCUCUUUCAACGUUUUGUACAGGCAUCGCCCAAGACUCAUGUCAAGUAUGGAGGCUCGGGACUGGGCCUUUUCAUCUCCAAGCGUUUGACUGAGAUGUUGGGAGGUCAGAUUGGAGUUGCUUCUCGUCCCGGCCACGGCUCAACGUUCGCAUUUUAUGUUGCAGCCGCUGUACCUGGAGAGGAAGCUCUGCAAGAAGCUCGCGCGACAGCCAAGACGGCCGAGCCGGCCGUUUCCACGCCGACUAGCGCCUCGCUUGAGAGGCUACCCUUCGGCGAAGUGUCAAGCGCUCUGGCUGCUGCGCCUUCGGACAACCUGGUGAAAGGCGUGCUGAUCGUGGAAGACAACCUGAUCAACCAGCAGAUCACACGGCGCGGGCUGUUGGACAAGGGUUACAAGAUCGAGGUCGCCAACCACGGAGUAGAAGCCCUCGAGAAAUUAAAGCAAACGAACCGCAUGGAUGGGGAAUUUCCGCUAGGUGUGGUCAUGAUGGACAUGGAAAUGCCAACGAUGGACGGUUUGACGUGCACCCGUAACAUCCGCGAGAUGGAGAACGAUGGCCAGAUCAAGGGACCCAGAAUCCCCAUCAUUGCAGUGUCUGCGAACGCGAGAAGCGAACAGAUCCAGGAAGCCAAGGCCGCAGGUUGCGACGAUGUCCUGGUCAAGCCAUACAAGAUCCCGGAACUCAUCAAGGUGAUGCAGAAGGUUGCGAAACGACUAAGCGUGGAGGAGCAAACCAAGACAGAGGAGGAUAAACCUGAACCGUGA
This is a messenger RNA of Neoarthrinium moseri, 4083 nucleotides long. RefSeq lists its product as uncharacterized. The transcript has a single exon. Lineage: Eukaryota; Fungi; Ascomycota; Sordariomycetes; Amphisphaeriales; Apiosporaceae. Gene Ontology annotation, biological process: phosphorelay signal transduction system; phosphorylation; regulation of DNA-templated transcription. Gene Ontology annotation, molecular function: phosphorelay sensor kinase activity. The record is from RefSeq and is a predicted model, not a curated record. The coding region runs from base 1 to 4083 and encodes 1360 amino acids.